Molecule: messenger RNA, 4184 nt
Organism: Arabidopsis lyrata subsp. lyrata
Lineage: Eukaryota; Viridiplantae; Streptophyta; Magnoliopsida; Brassicales; Brassicaceae
Product: type I inositol polyphosphate 5-phosphatase 12
Exons: 10
Coding region: 215-4147 (1310 amino acids)
Biological process (GO): phosphatidylinositol dephosphorylation
Molecular function (GO): phosphatase activity; protein binding
Source: RefSeq, a predicted model, not a curated record
AAAUUAAGAAAAGAGAAGGAAAGGAGAAGAAGAUGGAGCGUAUUGUAGAGAAAUCUGCCAUAAAAAAUGGAGAAGCUAGAGAAGCAACAAACUUUCUUCUCGCCAUGUUUUUCCCGAACACUUCGCUUCAUCUCUCUCUCUCUUCUCUUACAUUUUCUUCUCCCCAUUUCUCUCAUUCUCUCUUCCUCUUCUUCUCUUUCCUCAAUCUUCCGCCAUGGAUAUCAACAACAACCACCACCACCGUUCCGAAGAAGACGAUAACGACGACGACGACGACGCUCUCUCCGCCAUGAGCUCCGUCCCUCCACCUCGCAAAAUCCAUUCCUAUAGCCAUCAGCUUCGUGCCACCGGUCAAAAAGGUCAUCACCACCGUCAACGUCAACACAGCCUCGACGAUAUCCCUAAAAUCACUGAAAUCAUCUCUGGUUGUGGUAUCUCCGGCGAUUCUUCCGAUGACGAGUUCUAUCCUUACGCCACCACCACAAAUUCCUCGUCUUUUCCUUUCACCGGAGAUACAGGAGAUACUGAUGAUUACUUGCACCAGCCUGAGAUCGGAGAAGAUUUUCAACCGCUUCCUGAAUUCGUCGGAUCUGGAGGCGGCGUUGGCAUGUUUAAAGUUCCGACGCGGUCUCCUUUGCACUCAGCGCGUCCUCCUUGUUUAGAGUUGAGACCACAUCCGUUGAAGGAGACUCAGGUUGGGAGAUUCUUGAGGAACAUUGCUUGUACGGGGACACAAUUGUGGGCUGGACAAGAGAGUGGUGUUAGAUUUUGGAACUUUGAUGAUGCGUUUGAGCCUGGUUGUGGUUUAAGCGGUCGUGUACAAAGAGGCGAUGAGGAUGCUGCACCGUUUCAUGAGUCGGCUAGUACUUCACCCACCACUUGUUUGAUGGUUGAUAAUGGGAACAGGCUUGUUUGGAGUGGUCAUAAAGAUGGAAAGAUUCGGUCUUGGAAGAUGGAUUAUGUGGUUGAUGAUGGUGAUGAUUCUCCUUUCAAGGAAGGUCUCUCUUGGCAAGCUCACAAGGGUCCUGUCAAUUCCGUAAUCAUGAGUUCUUAUGGUGAUUUGUGGUCAUGUUCAGAAGGUGGUGUGAUAAAGAUCUGGACUUGGGAAUCUAUGGAGAAAUCUCUUUCGCUUAGGUUGGAGGAGAAACAUAUGGCUGCUUUGUUGGUGGAAAGGUCAGGGAUUGAUCUCAGGGCUCAAGUUACUGUCAACGGAACUUGCAAUAUAUCUUCCUCUGAAGUCAAGUGUUUGUUAGCUGAUAAUGUAAGAUCUAAAGUUUGGGCUGCUCAGCUUCAAACCUUCUCCUUGUGGGAUGGUCGUACAAAAGAGUUACUGAAAGUGUUCAACUCAGAAGGUCAGACUGAAAACAGGGUUGAGAUGCCAUUGGGGCAGGAUCAGUCUGCUGAAGAUGAGAUGAAGGCGAAAAUUGCUUCCACUUCGAAAAAGGAGAAACCGCAUGGAUUCUUGCAACGCUCAAGGAAUGCUAUAAUGGGAGCUGCGGAUGCUGUUAGAAGGGUUGCAACAAGAGGAGGAGGGGCAUAUGAAGAUGCCAAAAGAACAGAAGCCAUGGUUUUAGCCGGGGAUGGCAUGAUUUGGACCGGGUGCACAAAUGGAUUGCUUAUACAAUGGGACGGAAAUGGAAAUCGGUUGCAAGAUUUCCGUCACCAUCAAUGUGCUGUACUAUGUUUCUGCACUUUCGGGGAAAGAAUAUACAUUGGUUAUGUUAGUGGUCACAUCCAGAUAAUUGAUCUGGAAGGCAAUCUAAUCGCGGGAUGGGUUGCACAUAAUAACGCAGUGAUUAAGAUGGCAGCAGCCGAUGGCUACAUUUUCAGCUUAGCUACUCAUGGUGGUAUACGUGGAUGGCAUGUGAUUUCUCCUGGGCCUCUUGACGGGAUAAUAAGGUCGGAACUGGCUGAAAAAGAACAGACAUAUGCACAGACGGACAGUGUUAGGAUUCUGAUUGGUUCAUGGAAUGUUGGCCAAGGAAAAGCUUCCCAUGAUGCGCUUAUGUCUUGGUUAGGCUCAGUAGCAUCAGACGUUGGUAUUCUUGUCGUAGGCUUGCAAGAAGUAGAGAUGGGUGCUGGGUUUUUGGCAAUGUCAGCUGCAAAAGAAUCGGUAGGAGGAAAUGAAGGGAGUACGAUAGGGCAGUACUGGAUAGAUACGAUAGGGAAGACCUUAGACGAAAAAGCAGUUUUUGAACGCAUGGGAUCGAGGCAAUUAGCUGGUUUGCUCAUAUCACUUUGGGUGAGGAAGAAUCUGAGAACCCAUGUAGGGGAUAUUGAUGUUGCAGCAGUUCCAUGUGGUUUUGGACGCGCAAUAGGAAACAAGGGAGGUGUAGGUUUGAGAAUUAGGGUCUUUGAUCGGAUUAUGUGCUUCAUCAACUGUCACUUGGCUGCUCAUCUAGAAGCUGUAAACCGCAGAAAUGCUGAUUUUGAUCACAUAUACAAAACAAUGUCCUUUACCCGGUCAUCAAAUGCUCAUAAUGCACCAGCCGCUGGUGUGUCUACCGGUUCUCAUACCACAAAGAGCGCAAAUAAUGCAAACGUAAACACAGAAGAGACAAAACAGGACCUAGCAGAGGCGGACAUGGUUGUAUUUUUUGGUGAUUUCAACUACCGCCUCUUUGGUAUAUCAUAUGAUGAAGCUAGGGACUUUGUCUCACAAAGAAGCUUCGAUUGGCUUAGAGAAAAAGAUCAGCUCAGGGCAGAGAUGAAAGCUGGAAGAGUAUUCCAAGGAAUGCGUGAGGCCAUUAUUACUUUCCCUCCAACUUAUAAGUUUGAAAGACAUCGGCCUGGAUUAGGAGGGUACGAUUCGGGUGAGAAAAAGCGGAUUCCUGCAUGGUGUGACAGAGUAAUAUUCAGAGAUACGCGUACGAGUCCAGAAUCUGAAUGCAGUUUAGACUGUCCUGUUGUUGCUUCGAUUAUGUUGUAUGAUGCUUGUAUGGAUGUGACAGAGAGUGAUCACAAACCGGUCCGUUGCAAAUUCCAUGUGAAGAUAGAGCAUGUUGAUAGAUCGGUAAGGAGACAAGAGUUUGGGAGAAUCAUCAAGACCAACGAGAAAGUCAGAGCGUUGCUCAACGACCUACGUUAUGUACCAGAGACAGUUGUUAGCAGCAACAGUAUCGUUCUCCAGAACCAAGACACCUUCGUGCUUCGCAUCACCAACAAAUGUGUCAAGGAGAACGCUGUGUUCAGGAUCUUGUGCGAAGGGCAGAGUACAGUGAGAGAAGACGAAGACACGCUUGAGUUACAUCCGUUAGGCUCAUUCGGUUUCCCACGGUGGCUUGAGGUAUCCAAACUAAAACGAUCAAUCCUUGGUCACAAUUCUCUCAAGACUCGCCUUGUUAAGAUGAUUCGGUCUUCUUUUUUUCAGGUAAUGCCAGCUGCAGGAACUAUAAAACCGGAUAGUUCAGUGGAGGUAUCGGUUCACCAUGAGGAGUUCCAUACAUUAGAAGAGUUUGUAGAUGGAAUUCCUCAGAAUUGGUGGUGUGAGGACACACGGGAUAAAGAAGCAAUACUUGUGGUGAAUGUACAAGGAGGUUGUUCGACUGAGACCGUGUGCCACCGGGUCCAUGUUCGUCACUGCUUCUCGGCUAAAGCUCUUAGGAUCGAUUCCAAUACAUCUAACUCCAAAUCCCAGAGUUUGAAGAAAAAUGAAGGAGACUCUAAAUCUCAGAGUAGUAAGAAGAACGAAGCAGAUUCUGACUCCAAGUCUCAUAAGAAGAGCGAUGGAGAUUCCAACUCCAAGUAUUCGAAGAAGAGCGAUGGAGACUCCAACUCCAAGUCUUCGAAGAAGAGCGAUGGGGAUUCUAACUCCAAGUCUUCGAAGAAGAGCGAUGGGGAUUCUAACUCCAAGUCUUCGAAGAAGAGCGAUGGAGACUCCUGCUCCAAGUCACAGAAGAAGAGCGAUGGAGACACCAACUCCAAGUCUCAGAAGAAGGGCGAUGGAGAUUCGAGCUCUAAGUCUCACAAGAAGAGCGAUGGAGAUUCGAGCUCUAAGUCUCACAAGAAGAGUGAUGGAGACUCCAGUUCUAAGUCUCAGAAGAAGAACGAUGGAGAUUCUUCAAGCUCAUACAAGUCGCAGAGUGGGAAGAAAAACAGUAACUCGUCAACCGGAGAGGAGAGCCGGAAUGGCCAUAACAAACGUUGACUUCAAAAAAAAAAUAAAAAAGAUCUGUGAAAUUCUU